This is a messenger RNA of Mycena indigotica, 675 nucleotides long. RefSeq lists its product as uncharacterized. The record is from RefSeq and is a predicted model, not a curated record. Bases 1 to 675 code for a protein of 224 amino acids. The transcript has a single exon. Lineage: Eukaryota; Fungi; Basidiomycota; Agaricomycetes; Agaricales; Mycenaceae.
AUGCGCUCCGUGUUCACCCUCAUCAUCAGCGUUCUACUCCCCCUCGCUGUCUUGGCUGCCCCGCGCGAGACCACCACAGUGCUCGCGCCCGGUGGCCCGAGAUCCCCGGAUGACAUCCACCUCGUUCCCGACAGCGGCAGCCUGCUGCACGUGGGCGACGCGGUCCACAUCCUCGACGACAACGGCAAUACGAUCAAGCACAUCACACUGGAAGCCCCGUCCCCGCUCCUCGAGUCGCGCGCACUCAAAACGGGCUGGAUCACAUACGCGAGCUGGUUCAACCAGAACGCCUCUCCGAUCAAGAACUACACUGCGAGCUGGACCGUGCCCCCUGUGCCAAAGACUGAGCACGGGCAGACCGUGUUCCUGUUCACCGCAAUCGAGCCCGGGGCCGGCGGGUGGAUCCUCCAGCCGGUGCUGCAGUACGGCCCGAGCUCCGCCGGCGGCGGGCCGUAUUGGUCCGUCUCAUCGUGGUACCUCGCCGGCAAGAGCGUGUUCCACACGGCGCCGGUACGCGUUUCCGCCGGCAAGUCCCUCACUGGCGCUAUGACGCUUACUGGGGUUUCCGGCGCGAAGUACAGCUACAAAUCGCGUUUCACGAAUGUUGACGGCACGACGCUGACCGUCAACAACGCGACGCAGCUCGUGUUGAAGGAAGAAGGGGAAAACCAAUGA